This is a messenger RNA of Condylura cristata (star-nosed mole), 501 nucleotides long. RefSeq names its product chromosome unknown open reading frame, human C20orf141 (gene CUNH20orf141). Bases 1 to 501 code for a protein of 166 amino acids. The record is from RefSeq and is a predicted model, not a curated record. NCBI's taxonomy places the organism in Eukaryota, Metazoa, Chordata, Mammalia, Eulipotyphla, Talpidae. The transcript is spliced from 2 exons.
AUGAUCCAUCUCUGCUUACCCAGGCCUAAAGCCCUUGUUCACCCCAUCCCAGUCUCUCUCAGGGGCCUGGGGGCUGGGGAGGGGUCAGGUGGUCCAGUGUGUCCAUGUGUGUCCCCCUGGGACCCUAGCCCUGCCCGGCUCCUGGACAGUGUCCUAGGGCUGGGGGCGCUGGGGCUGUCAGUUCCGGCAGUCUUUUCCACAAUUGGCCCAGCCUUGCUGCUGCUGCUACUGGUCAGUUUCCUGACCUUUGACCUGCUCCAUGGGCCUGUAGGUCCCACCUGGCCACAGCACACACUUCUCACAAGGGGCCAGAGUCAGGGGGCCGGCGAGGGUCCAGGGCAGCAAGAAGCUUUGCUCCUACCGAUGGUGGCCGUCACGAGACAACUCGGCCUCCAGGAUGCUCUGUUACUGCUGCUCCUGGGCCUGGGGCUGGUCCUGGGAGCCCGCGGUGUGCCCUUGGCCCUGCUGGGCCUGGCUUUCUGCCUCCAUCCUUGGGUGUGA